CUGACUGACUGGAGUGUGUGAGGGUGAGAUUCAUCUCUGUGAAAAAGAAAGUGUUUUUAAGAGUAGACUUGACAGAAACGUAAAUUAAUGUCAAUAUUAUGAUUUAAUGUAGGACAUUAACUUUGAUACAUGCUUAUAAUUUGCACGUUUUAUGUACAACGACGAUACACACGAUGAAAAUGACAGGACCAAAGUGUAACAGCUGUCUUCAGCAUGCACGCUGGGUACGUCAUCACUGCACUUCACUCCAGAAUACUGCAAUGCUCGUGAGCUCAUGCUGAGUCAGUCUAGAGAUGAAAGAAAUGCAGAGUCAUCAGAAUCUUUAAGGCCCCAGUACUUAUUUAUUGUACACUGCAUGGAAAGAAAAGCGAUACGUUUCUUCGAUAGGUGAUAGGAACGACAUGAAGGAAAGAAAAGAAAGAACUACAUAAAACUUACAAAGGACUUGAGGGUCAGCGAUGCUUGCUGUUUACGGUGCAUAAAUAGACAGUCUGUGAAUAAUGGUCCCUACCUGCUCUGCGUCUUCUGUUGUUGCUUCGAAAGUAGGAUUUGUUUUGAAGUUUUCACCUGUAUCCCGCACACAAACUGCACUGACUGCAGAGCUUGGAUUGGUUUCUACUUGGAAAGUUAUUUCUACGACGAAUGCCCAGCAGUCUUGUUUCCAUUUGCACUUUGGAAGGAUUCAAUAUGCUAAUUAUGCAGGUAUGUUGCAGUAUUACACAGUGAAAGACGAUUCUGGUGUUUAUUGAUGAGAAAAUCCUUUAAAACGGCACAAAAUCCCAGCCUCAUUCUGUUACAUUACAGUUUUUACACAGGAUAAGCUCAGAAGUCAUUGAAGAAUUCUUGGGAAUCUCUAGAGAAAAUGAAUGGGAAAAAUACUUAUGGAGCGCCGACUGCUACAGAAGUUAAACUGUUAUUAAGGCUUAGCAGCAUCUUCUUGUAUGAAAAACAGAAGCUGUGGAAAGUAGCCCGGGGUCGGAAUGUCAUGAGUUCUAUAAAGUAUAAUCCCAGAGAGAGACAAUGAAACCAUCAGAGCAAAUUGAAUAGAUGCAAAUGGAAGACCUGGAGGGGAGAAACAAAAUGAUGGAUUACAUUAGGAACAGUAAAGAUAUCCCAUAAAAGAAAGAGAUGAGAGAAGAUUUAUGAUGCUUGGCUAACUUUCCUUCAACUACAGCUCCAGGGAGACAAAGAGGCUUACUGUGAGUUCCUGUAGAUAGGUGCACAGUUGGCUAGUCUGGGCUCUGAUGGUGGAGACUGGGCAUCUGGGUCUCUCAAAAUCCGUCCUGGGACGAAGGGGGCGAUUAAGCGGACAAGUCUGAUGCACACACGCUGAUUGAGGAUGAAUGAGACAUGAAUGAGAAUAAGACAUCAGCUGUUUGGUCAAAGGUGAUUACUUCAGAGCACUGCGAGAAUGAAGGCCUCUGGCAAUGUAACUUACACUGCAACAAACACAGACGCCAAACACACACUGGCCGACAGUGACGCUGGACUCUACAGCUGGGUCUCCAGCACAGUGGUCCACCUGUGACAAUAAACACUGUGAUUACCUCCUAGAGCCUUCUGACGCCAUCCAAUCCACUCGAGAGAUCAUUCCAAGGACAGGCCGACCAAUCCUUCUGUCUUGCUCUCUCUGCAUCUUCUGACCCAUUCCCACCAUCUUCGUGCAGAACGGAGGAGCCUCGGGGGAAGUACACUGGCUCAGUUCCCACCUCAUUUUCCAUCACUGAGAGCGGGAGGGUGACUGAUACAUGGACCACUGGUGAGGUCAUUUAAGGUUGGACUGAAUGAAGUUUAUAGCCUUGUAGACUUUCUCACCCCUGCACACUCGCUGACUGGGAUGCUGGCAGUCUUUAUGAUUGGCUGAGAUGGAGAUGUACUUUAGCCCAUUGCCGCCUCCAUCUUACCAUCUCUCUAGGGGCAAAUGUUCGUAAAAAUCUGUUAAGCAGAUCCUGCAGCAUGCUUUAUGAGCUUCAUCAUUUUGACAUCACACUGGGGCAAAACAGUGUGCAUUUUGAAUUUGAAGUCUGAGGGUACCGUGACUGACUCCAGCCCACACCUGGUGUCCUGCUGUGAACUUUUGGAGCUUAUACUGCGAAAAGGACUACAGCAGCCUGUCCUAAGCUUGGCACAUAGAGAUUACUGGCAGUGUUUUGAGCAGCUUGUACAGCACGACACAUGUGGCCGGUUGAGUUCAGUCUCUUUGUCAGUGCAACAGACCGCAGCCUGCACCAAGAUUAUUACAUCUCAAGGCAGAGGACGCUUCUUCAUACGGUUGAUGCUCAUGAGGAGAACACUGGGAAGUGUAGUAAAACAUCUACUUCACACAAAUAAAGUAAUCGAGUGGUACAGUCCCAACAUUGCUAUCCUGAGAAAUGAGGAGUUUGUUGAACCCUUUGUCUCACUGUCAAUGGUGUUGUCAGAAAUGGAGUUUAAGCUCAAUAUUGAGAACUGCAGCUUCCUGGAUGAAUGCUGGCAGCUUCCGGUGUGUCAAAUCUACGAAGCUGUUCCAUGUCAGGAGUUGGGAAUGGUGCUCAGGUACCUCGAUGGACGUGUUUUUGUGCUUGACCUGCUGAAGGGCAGUCAGGCGCAGGCGGACAUGUUUGCAGAGCCUGGUGACAUCAUCGAUGAAGUCAAUGGAAUAUCUCUGAGGAAUGCCAGUAAUGGACAGGCAGGUGUGGUUUUCUCUAAGGUGAAGGGUCAGCCUCUUUCAAUCCGGUUGAUACGAUGCAGAGGGGACGAUGGGUCCAUCUAUCAGCCUCUGAUGAAACACUUAAGACAACUUCAAGAGGAAAACCCAUCAAUUCAAUUUGGCCCAAAAUCAACAUCUCAGAGAACCGUGGGUCAGAAGAGAGGGCAGACCCAGUGUGUAAAAGAUGGCAGGAUCCUGUAUGCUGUGCAGUUCUUAGGAAAAGCAAACAUAGGAAUGUCCGGAGGUAAGGAGGUUUUGCAGCAGGCCAUUGCCAUAGUCCUGGGGUCCAAACAGGCUAAAAAGGAAGUACUGCUGGAUAUAAAGGAGACUCAAAUUACCUGCACAGAUAAGACCAGUCAGCAGAAGCUGUUUCAGCACCAUUUCCCAAAAAUAUCAUGUGUUGGGAGGUUUGGAAGGCAACCUGAUUUAACCAUUUUUGCUUUCUGUGCAUUAGAUACAUCACAAACAGAAAAGCCAAAAAGUUUCUGUUGUGUGGUCCUCCAGGCUGCUACAAGUGUUGAGUGUCAGGAGAUUGUUAGCCGAAUUGCUGCUGGGUUUAAACAUACAGAAUGGUUUGUAUGAGAAACCUCUACACUUUAAUAGAUGAAUAUUUUUUUUGUGGCGCUUACAUGUGUUUAUAAAGACAAUGUGUUUAUUGUUUGUAUUAACUAAUAUGAAAUUUGAAUAUUUUAAAACUCUGUAAUAUCUGGAUCUGUGCAAUGCUAUUUUGGUAGAAAUACAUAAAAAUGAAUCUG
Molecule: messenger RNA, 3444 nt
Organism: Misgurnus anguillicaudatus (oriental weatherfish)
Lineage: Eukaryota; Metazoa; Chordata; Actinopteri; Cypriniformes; Cobitidae
Source: RefSeq, a predicted model, not a curated record